Molecule: messenger RNA, 1913 nt
Organism: Nothobranchius furzeri (turquoise killifish)
Lineage: Eukaryota; Metazoa; Chordata; Actinopteri; Cyprinodontiformes; Nothobranchiidae
Gene: serpinf2b
Product: serpin peptidase inhibitor, clade F (alpha-2 antiplasmin, pigment epithelium derived factor), member 2b
Biological process (GO): negative regulation of endopeptidase activity
Molecular function (GO): serine-type endopeptidase inhibitor activity
Source: RefSeq, a predicted model, not a curated record
UGUUCCCAUCUCACUGACAUACUACGUGUGUCAAAAUAGCCUAUUUAACUCUGGAGGAGUCUGAGUAGCUGCAUUUACAAACACAUAGUGGUCAAAAUGAGGCGUCGAUCAAUGCAAGUUGAUAUUUAACUGUUUGCUGAGCAAAUGCCAAUCUUUUACUCUCAGGAAUUCAGCCAUUCACAGUACAGUAGGUUCUCCUUUUUUGGACACGGCAGCAAGAUUUUUGUAGUUCAAAUAAAAGUGACGUAUAAAGGACAUGGACCUCUGCCUGACACUCCUGUUGAUUUGUCUCUGCAGCCAAGGAGCCACUAAAGCUGAGGUGACAGAAGAUCAGUCAACCCCUCUCGUCCCUUUGAUUCCCAGUCAACCCAUAGAAGAAGGAGAAAGUUCUACGUCAGAACCUUUAGCUUCCACAGAUGUAGCAACCAAAGAACUGGCAGCCAUACUUACCUCGAACAAAACGUCGCUAGACGUAAACGAAACCGGUGAUUGUCAGUCUGCCAGCCAGAGCCCCAAAUCCCAACAGGCCAUCGCCGCUGCUGUUCAGAACCUGGGUGUUCAGCUGCUACAAAACCUGGAGACCACACCAGAACACCCAAACAUCAUCAUAUCUCCUUUAAGCAUAUCUCUAGCCCUCUCUCAACUGGCUUUAGGUGCAAAAAAUGAGACUGAAGAGCUGCUGAUGCAUCACCUCCACGAGAACGCUGUUCCUUGUUACCAUCGGUCUCUGCGUGAUGUUUUAGCACAGCUUAAAAAGAGAGACCUGCAAAUUGCCACCCGCAUAUUUCUGCGUCAAGGGUUUGAAGCAAAGCACAAAUUUGUGAGUGAAUCUCAGCUAUUUUACGGCUCAGAACCAGCAGUCUUGGAGAGCCUUCAGCAGAUUAAUGAAUGGGUAGAGAACGCAACAAAUGGAAGGAUGACGGACUUCCUGUUUACUUUACCACCCAAUCUGCUCCUCAUGCUCAUCAAUGCUGUCCACUUUAAAGGAGAAUGGAAAGCUCGAUUCGACCCAAACUUUACCUCCAGAGGUGUGUUUUACCUGGAUGACUUGCACAUGGUGGAUGUUGAUGUGAUGGAAGAUGCCAAACAUCAGCUAAGCUGUUUUGCUGAUAAUGAACUUGAAGCCCAGGUUGCAAGGUUCCCAUUCACGAAGCUGAUGAGUUUGUUGGUGGUCAUGCCUGAGUCUGGACAAGUUAAUGUGUCUGCAUUGUGUGCAAAGCUAAAUAUCUCUGACUUAUACGAACGCCUGCCCAAAGAGACGGCCGUUCAGGUCAAAGUUCCAAAAUUCAAACUGGAGUAUUCUCAAGAGUUACAGGAGGUUCUUACCAAACUAGGCCUCGGGGAGAUGUUCCUGAAUCCUAACUUGGCUGAUAUUGCAGACGGCCCCCUGCUGGUGUCCAGUGUGAUGCACAAGUCAAGCAUGGAAAUAAAUGAGGAUGGUGCAGAAGCUGCUGCAGCCACCAACAUAGUUAUCUCACGGGCAGCAAUUCCAGUUUUCCACCUCACUAAGCCCUUCUUUUUUGUGCUUAUGGAUGACGUAACUCAAAUACCAAUCUUCAUGGGUGUCAUCAACAAUCCUAAUCCUGGAGCCCCUAUCCUGCAGAAAGGACAGUUUGGAAGCAAAGAUAAAAUGGGUUUCUCAUAUGACAAAGAUCACAUGAGCUCAUUUGGGGGUCCUAAAUAGGAAAUACAAAUCUGUCCAUUUCUUGAGAGAAAGCUAGGAGUUAGCAGUUGUACAGACUAGUCUGGAUCAAAAUAUGUGUGAAAAUAAAAACGUUUUGUUUGUUUCAUAAGGAAAUAAUUAUGCUUUAAAGCCCAAUAGUCAUUUUAAGAGGAAUAUUCAUUUUACAUGACUGUAUUGUAUAAGAUGUGAUGGUCAAGAAAUUAAACGAUAACAUUAAAUUCACAAAAAA